AUGUUUAAAGUAUACAAUAAACUAAACCGUAACCAAUUGAAAACACUAGAAGAAUAUAGGACCGUUCAGAAAACUAGAAGACUCUUGUCAACAUCUGCUUCACACUUAAAAGAAAAAUCCUCAGAUUCAAAAAAAGAUGUUAAACAAUCAAAAUCCUUCACAAUGAACCUGUUCCGUGGUCAAUUACAAACUUCACAAGUUUUCCCAUACCCAAAUGUAUUAAAUGAUGAACAAACGGAAACAUUAACAAGUCUAGUCGAUCCCGUGACAAAAUUUUUCAAAGAAGUCAAUAACCCACUCAAAAAUGAUGAGAUAGAAACAGUAGAACCUAACACCCUCGAAGGGUUAUGGGAUAUGGGUGCUUUCUCUUUACAAGUACCUCAAGAAUUAGGUGGCUUGGGUCUCAGCAACACUCAGUAUGCUAGAAUGGUAGAAAUUGUUGGUGCUCAUGAUUUAGCUGUGGGUAUUGUUUUGGGAGCACAUCAGUCAAUUGGAUUUAAAGGAAUUUUGCUAUUUGGAACACCUGAACAAAAAGCUAAAUAUCUCCCCAGAGUGUCCAAUAAAGAAUUUGCCGCAUUUUGUUUGACUGAACCAUCAUCUGGUAGUGAUGCUGGCUCAAUCAGAACUCGAGCAGUCUUAUCUCCUGAUGGUAAACAUUUUGUUCUAAAUGGAAAUAAAAUAUGGAUUAGUAAUGGAGGAAUGGCAGAAAUAAUGACAGUAUUUGCACAAACUCCGGUAAAAGACGAGAAGACUGGUAAGACAGUUGACAAAGUGACUGCCUUUAUUGUGGAAAGAGCGUUUGGUGGUGUUUCAAACAGUCCGCCAGAGAAGAAAAUGGGAAUCAAAGCCUCAAAUACAGCUGAAGUAACUUACGAAGAUGUCAAGAUACCAAUUGAAAAUGUUUUGGGAGGUGUUGGCGAAGGUUUUAAAGUAGCUAUGAAUAUAUUGAAUAAUGGAAGGUUUGGAAUGGCUGCUGCUCUGUCUGGUACAAUGAGAUCAGUGACUGCUAAAGCCGUAGAGCAUGCUACCACCAGAGUACAGUUUGGUAAACGUUUGGACUCAUUUGGAAGCAUACAAGAGAAGCUUGCUCGCAUGGCUAUGUUGCAUUAUGUGACAGAGAGUAUGGCUUAUAUGAUAUCUGGAAACAUGGAUUCUGGGUCUGUUGACUAUCAUUUAGAAGCAGCAAUAUCUAAGUGCUUUGCAUCCGAAUCUGCCUGGUAUGUAUGUGAUGAAGCUAUACAGAUUCUAGGUGGAAUGGGCUACAUGAAGGCUACAGGCCUAGAAAAAGUUAUGCGAGACUUAAGAAUAUUCAGAAUAUUUGAAGGUACUAAUGAUAUAUUGAGGCUCUUUGUGGCCUUAACUGGUAUCCAGUUUGCGGGUAGUCAUCUCAAAGAAUUGCAAAAAGCAUUCAAAAAUCCAACAGCAAAUUUAGGAUUAAUUCUUGAAGAAGUCACUAAACGAGCUCUCUCAUCGGUCGGAUUUAGUUCUGCUCCAUCUCUAUCACACUUGGUGCACCCAAAGUUAUCAGAUGCUGCCAAUCUUGCUGGUCAAAGCGUAGGUCUUUUUGGACCAGCUGUAGAAUCGCUGUUAAUCAAACAUGGAAAAGGUAUUAUUGAUGAACAGUUCCUUUUAAAUAGAUUAGCUCAAGCGGCUAUUGAUACAUACACUAUGACUGUGGUACUUUCUCGGGCAACAAGAGCACUCAACUUAGGUCUACCCACUGCCGAUUACGAAGCACUAUUGACCCAAGUUUACUGUUCCGAAGCCAGUGAUAGAGUAGCAAGCAAUUUAUUGCAACUGAAGUCUGGGAAGCACUUAGAUAACUUUUCGAAAAUGAGUGAUAUUGCUGAACAAAUGUGUCAAAGUGGGGGGUUAGUACAACCUAAUCCUUUAAAUUUGUAA
Macrosiphum euphorbiae (potato aphid) is the source of this 1902-nucleotide messenger RNA. Lineage: Eukaryota; Metazoa; Arthropoda; Insecta; Hemiptera; Aphididae. The record is from the annotation of a GenBank genome assembly.